CACUCUGAUCGUGUACUCAUACAACCAUUGGAUGCUGCUCUUCGCCUUUGGAAUACGUACAGUGCUGAAUGAGAUUACAAUAUUUUAACCUAUUGGAAAUGUGGCUCAUACAAAAGAUCAGAGAAACGGUCCAAAAGAAUGCCUCCUAUCAAAACAGCUCACACUCUCCUUGCAAUGGUAGCACUUCUAAACCUCGCCUCUCACUACGACUGCACUGCAAUGUCUUGACUCCAGAUAAGAUUCCUGAAUUUUUUAUACCACCAAAACACACUCAGUCCACAGAGAGCUUGGAGCAGCUCCUGGCACAACAUAAGUCAGACUCCAGUCUGGUAGAAAACCAUUCCAAGCAUCUCGAAAAGGUUUCAUUGCUUUACACACAGUCAAAAACUCAGAGUAAAGACAGUGACAAUUUAGAAUUUAUGGAAACCAACAAUCAACACAUCAUAGAAAUUGACAGUAUUGAAGACAGUGACGUUCCCAGGAACAAGAUAACACUGAAGGAGUGUGAAACUUGCCCUUCAUCAGGAUGGCUUCCUGAUGCAGCCAGCUGCUAUGGAUUUACAGGUUUCUUUGAAAGCCCCAACACAAGAAGAAAGGAGUCAUUAUUUCAUAUUGACUUCAGAAGUUUCAACCUGCAGAAAAGCAGGGGCAAGUUCCCUACUAAACAGCUACAGUCUUUCAGUGGAUGUUUGGCGCAAGAAAGCUUAAAUAUUUCUAAGUUGCAAAUGUCUGCGUGCAUUCCUUGUCAUUGCUGCACUGCUGACAAAGACAAUGGGGUUCCCUGUGUGUCCUUUAUGCUACCAUCUUAUUUCCAACUAGGAUCCUCUGUGUUUGAUAGCACAGAUCAUCAAGACCUCUCGGGUGAUGCUUCUAGGUCCACCUCCCAAUUGCUACAGGAGAACAGUUUAUCCUCCAUACAUGACAGUAGCUCUUUAAGCAGCUGUCUCUGUGCACAUCAGAAAACAACAGCAUGUUCCCUUGUGCCACCAGCUUUUUAUUCCUUUAAAUUUCUUCAGUGCCAAGAGUGGCUUCAAAAAGAACAUUUACUGCCACUGAUAGGAAGAGGACAGAUCCGCCUGUCUGCAGAAUACAAGUCAGGCAGCUGCACCCUUCGUAUACGGGUGGUGUCGGUGGAGGAUUUGUAUGACAACUUGUUUGAUGAGCGGUGCAUCCACUGUUGUGUUAUUUUGUGCUUAAUCCCAGGAAAACUACAAAGGCAGCAAAGUGCAAUCAUAAAAAACAGCAAAAACCCCAUCUUUAAUGAAGACUUCUUCUUUGAUGGAGUCACAGUUGAAGAUCUUAACAGCAUGUCCUUAAAGCUUAAGGUCAUUAAUAAGGCAUCUAGCUUGAAACGAGACACAGUGCUUGGCAGUAAUGAACUUCCUCUCUUCCAGCUAUUACCUCAUUAAAUGGAGAAAAGAAUUGUUAGGGUUGAAUUAAACAAAUUAACUGGUAAAGGUGUUAAAUGGUAAAACAUUUUAUGACAUACGUACCUGAAAUGACUGUAUGGAUAGCAAGUUUAAAAGCAUCGUGAGGGAAGGUAAGAAGAUCUUGUAUCUUCCAAUAUGCAUAUCUUUCAUCCUGAAUAAAGUAAGAGACGAGAGAUUUAAAGACAUUACAGCUUUUCAACUGCAACAAUAAAAUGCUUUCACACUUUGGACUUUUUAACGUUAUUGUGUUACAAAAUUGAAUCUGUAUUUCUUUCAAUUGAUCAACUAGUGCCACAAAAUGAAAGCAAAAUGUUAUAAAUUCUUGUAAAUUAAUUAUAGAUUAAUAAAUAGCAGAAAACAUUUAACUUCAUAAGUAUAUUUCUUCACUUGGUAAGUAAAGUGUAGAGUGACAGUUGUCAAAUAUCACAGAUACCAGAUGUUUCAUGCCUCUACCAGCCAUGUACACAUGUUCACAGCAUUCUGUUCUCUGACCACCUGGUGAAGAGCACUUUUCAGCUCCAGGUAUAUAUUGACAAUUUGAUAGUGGCCCACAUCAAAACACUAACUUCUUUUUGAAGCUUCUCUGGUUGGAUCCUGGCCACUUUGUUUAGAUCUUUGCCAUCCUGGAAAAUUACCUACCUCCAUAGACUGCACCUUGCUGGAUCCGUUUUGUUUUUUACAUUCACAAGUCAUCUUUGAACUAAUUCAUAGAAGCAUCC
This is a messenger RNA of Polypterus senegalus (gray bichir), 2149 nucleotides long. RefSeq names its product C2 calcium-dependent domain-containing protein 4C-like. Bases 69 to 1409 code for a protein of 446 amino acids. Lineage: Eukaryota; Metazoa; Chordata; Cladistia; Polypteriformes; Polypteridae. The record is from RefSeq and is a predicted model, not a curated record. The transcript has 2 exons.